Messenger RNA from Boeremia exigua, 1935 nucleotides. RefSeq lists its product as uncharacterized. Lineage: Eukaryota; Fungi; Ascomycota; Dothideomycetes; Pleosporales; Didymellaceae. The coding region runs from base 59 to 1663 and encodes 534 amino acids. The record is from RefSeq and is a predicted model, not a curated record. The transcript has 3 exons.
GUAUCCCUUCAGCAAAAACGCGAGUCGCACUCGUGCUGCAGGCGCUCCCCCAAUCGCGAUGGCGGCUCUUCCCCCUAGCGAAGCCAAUUCCCCUUCCUCUGCGCCGAAAGAGGACGACAGCCAGGCUGAUGUGGGCCAACCCAGCGCCAAAAAGCGACGCACGGCCGCCUCGCGUGGCGUCGCAAAUCUCACUCCCGAGCAACUCGCACGCAAACGCGCGAAUGACCGCGAGGCGCAGCGUGCCAUAAGGGAGCGCACUAAGACGCAGAUAGACCGGUUGAACCAGCGCAUCCGAGACCUCGAGAGCCAGCAGCCAUACCAUGACCUGCAGGUGGUGCUGCGCGAGAAGGAGGCCGUCCAGGCUGAGAAUGCCGAUAUAAGGAAGCGCCUGGAGAGCAUCGUGGCGACUAUCCAGCCCAUUCUGCGCGCGACAGGCGGUCUGAAUGAACUGGCCGCUGCUGCAGAGCGCUCGCCGCUGCCCGUUCCGCCACACCACCCGCACCGCGAAGUCCCUCCCGACCCUCGCCAGUUCCACGCCACGCUCGGCGACAUCGCCGCAGCCUCACCACAGAACGGCACUCACUCGCCGACUGGCACAGACGUUUCGCGCCAAUGGCCAUACUCGCAAGAUACGCCUGGCAGCCACAUGCGCGGCUACGGCCACGACGGCCCAGCGUACGAGCACCGGCCUCCACCUCAGAUACAGGAGCCGUAUGACGAGCGCAUGGGUGUCGACUUCCUCCUGGACCACAACCAGAGGCGGCCCAUGGACCCAAACAUGCCGUCUCCGCAGCAAACACAGCCGAGCAAUGUCUGCAGCAACGGACAGGGGCAGUAUGCGCCGAACCUGGUGCCGUAUCUCACCCUCCCACGGAACAUAGCGCCGACAUGUCCGCUGGAUGUCAUACUGCUGGAGUUCCUCCAAGACCGGCAGAGUCGAGCAGCCGAGGGCGUGCCUGUGAAGACGCUGGUCGGCCCGCUGUACCCCAACUUCACCUCGCUGGUGUACCCAGACCGCAACGUCGAUGCGCAUCCGCUGUCGAAGCUGUUUACCGAUAUCUUGCGGACAUUUCCAGACAUAUGUGGCUGGCCUGAGCAGGUGGCUAUUGUGUACAUUAUGUUCCUGGUGAUGCGCUGGCAGAUCGAGCCUACACAGGAGAACUACGACAGACUACCGCACUGGGUGACACCACGUGCUAGUCAGUUGUUCGCCGCCCAUCCGUGCUGGUUCGAUCAUCUGCCUUGGCCGCGUCUGCGCGAUAGACUCUGCGCCCACCAGCCCUUCAUUCCCUUCGACACUUUCUUCAUCCCCUUCACCACUACCGUCUCCCUCAAUUGGCCCUACGAGGCACGCGACGUGCUCCUCCCCGCCUCCAAAAUCCACUCCAACGCCCUCUCCACAAACGCCUCCUCGGUCCACGCCUCCUCGCCCUUCUCCACGCACGUCAACGCCGGCAGCCCCGCCGGCCCGCACACGCCACAGCCGUCCGGCACCCCCGUGCCACUGACGAUGAAUGCGCUGCCCAAAGAAGACGACCAGUGGCUCAUCAACCCCGCGUUCGAGAGCCAUCUCAGAGACCUUAACAACUGGUCCCUGGGCCCGAGCUUCAGGGGCAUCUUUCCGCAACUUGCGGAGGGGGUGAAGAUUAAGCAGGGGAGGUAGCUGUAUAUACUUGAUGGCGCUCAGGCGUUAGUUGUGCAUGAUGAUUUGGGAUAGAUGGAUAUAUGUUGUAUCACUGGGGGGUGUUUGUAUAUCUUACAGGGUAUGGGUGUUGUGGCGCCUCUUGGAGAGUCGGGAGCAGUUCGCUGCAUUUGUAAUAGCAUUGUUGGUGCAUAGACUGUGGAAUCAGGCUGGCCUAUGAACAGGAUUAUUCGGGGUAUUGUCAGCAGGGUGGUUCAGUAUACAUGGCAUGGGAGGAUGUAAUCAAGUCAUAU